Molecule: messenger RNA, 4323 nt
Organism: Liolophura sinensis
Lineage: Eukaryota; Metazoa; Mollusca; Polyplacophora; Chitonida; Chitonidae
Product: netrin receptor DCC-like
Exons: 16
Coding region: 1-2250 (749 amino acids)
Biological process (GO): cell-cell adhesion
Molecular function (GO): protein binding
Source: RefSeq, a predicted model, not a curated record
AUGACACCCUUGUUUGGGUCUUAUGUGGUGAAUAUUGUUAUUUGGACCAAAACCAAAAAUACACGGAUUUCGUGUGUUACAGUUGACAUUCCGUCUCAGCCUCGUAACUUCAGAAUUGAUCAGAUCAAUUCCCAAUCGCUGAGGCUCUUGUGGGACCCCCCUCUGAGGAACGCUGAGAAUUGCACUUACAUUCUGAACUAUGGUAGGUUCAAGGAUGGCUUACGUCGCCGCAGGACCAAUAUACAUGAUGUGACGAGUCCCUUCCUUUUAAGAGGUUUGGAGCCAGACACUUUGUAUGAGGUUUAUGUGCUUGCUCGCAGAAAGAAUGGUUACAGUCAGCCAUCCACAAAACGCCUGGUGACAACACAAGCCGAAGUACAAUUACAGGCUCACAUCUACCAGACACCUGUUGGUAUAAUAGAUGAGGGAAAACCAGUGAAACUAACCUGUGGCUUUAGCGGAUCUCCAUCCCCAUAUAAAUAUAGGUGGCUACUCAAUUCUAAAUUUCUGACCACUGGAUAUUCCUACAACAUUCUCAAAGCAACUCGCCAAAAUGAAGGCUGGUACACCUGUGAAAUUGAAAGCCGAAUUGAUAAGGAUAAACACAGCAGAUACUUGCCAAUUAGAUAUAAGCCAGAGGUGAUAUACAUCCAAGGUGAUUUGGUCCCGCCUAGUCAACUUUACACCGCCCACUUGACCUGCAUGUUCAAGGGGCAUCCUACCCGAAUACAGUGGAAGAAAGACAACCAGCCUGUCAACUCAUCUCGUAUUUUUAGUCAAAAAAGCCGAGAAGACAUUACCAAUGGCACAACAAUUGCUGUGCUGGAGAUCGGCCUGAUUAAGGAAGAGGAUUAUGGGCACUACACAUGUAAUGGAAGUAACAGUUAUGGGAGUGCUCUGGGUGUAGCUGAGAUAACAAACCCAGAAACCAUUCCUGAGAGUACAACACCACCAUCCUUACCCUGGGCUCCGAAUAUGACAGCAUGUUGCAUGUCUAAAGGAGUCCGAGCAGACCGUCUUGACUUGUGCACCUCAAAAUUCGCAAACUCUGCUGACAUCAAAGACAAUUUAGAAAUCUUUCAAUCUGCUCUGCAGUGUGCAGCUGACGAACGUGACAGUACAAAAUGUUGUCAGAAGUCUCGGGUAUCGGACCUCUGUUGGCCUCUUUGUGCAGGGAAUCUGAUGGAUGAAAUUGACCUGCCUCUCUGUGCCCGCAGUGGACUGGGUAUAAUGGACUGCUUACAGGCUGGACAAAAGUCACUACCCUCACCGCCUCUCAACCUGAUUGCACAUGCCCCACACCUGGGGGACUUGGCCCUCUCCUGGAAACCACCCAUUAAAAAUCCAGAUAAGGUCUCCUUCUACCAUGUUCUCUACCACCGCAAGGGUGAUCCGCAAGGGGCAAAACAGAUAUCUGUGGAUAACACCUACAACUUGUACCACCUUAAAGUUACUGAGGAGGGUGUCUACACAGUGUGGAUGGUGGCGGGAAACCCCAGCGGUCAAAGUGCCAACUCUUCACUUCAGAUCGUCACUGUGACAGAUUUACUGCCCAGUGCUCCUCGGAAUCUCCAUGGUCAACUGCUCUCUGACAGAGUUAUCUCUCUUACGUGGAAGAGUCCAGAUGUCAGAACAGCGCCUAUAGACAACUAUACCGUAUUUUAUCGUCCAGAAAAAAAUGUACUUUACAAAAAUAUUAGUGUGCCAGCCGUUACCACUUCAGUCAUUAUUGAGAAUCUAACCUUACAGUCUGAGUAUGAGAUAUUUGUGAUGGCUCAAAAUAAAUUUGGAUUCGGUGGCAAAUCUAAUAUUAUCUACAUUGAUACAGGUGAAAUUGCCACCAAACCUUCAGAUUCUAGUGAAGUCAACUCUGUGGGCAUUGGUGUUGGCAUUACCGUUGUUUUACUUCUCCUCAUAGCCAUCAUUCUCUUGGCCGUGUACUACUUCAAGGUGAGGAGACACUCUCUGAAGGAGCCUGGAGCAGUGUCAUUUGAAAAUCCGGGCUAUGCUGAGGGCAAUAACAGUGUACAGAUAUCAGGUCUGCGGAAUGAUGUACCAGAUAACAGCACACUGCAGCCUGUCUCUGUAGCCACGCAUACACCAGAGACGUUUGAUUAUGGAAAAUUACAUGACGAUGGCUACUCAUCACCAGCUAACCCUGACUACGCCACUCUGGACGUGACGCAAACAAACGCUGUCAACACACAGCAGGUCAAACUCUCUGUUGACAAAGAUAACUCUGAAGCCUAAUCAGCUCUAAAUGUCUGUUUUAGUAGAUUGUACAAAAUGUUUUUAGACACUUUUGAAGAUGAAUAUUGUAAAGGUUAAAAUGUAUGUUACUGUUGAUAAUCAUUUGUUGUUAUUAAUUGUAAGUAAGUCCUACAUAUAAUAUUUUGUAUUAAUUUUUUAAAUUUAUUGAAAUGCAGCUGUACUUGUAUUAGUGUAUAUACAUAUUUGUCAUCAGAUUUUCACAUCAAUAUGAAUUAUUUUGUACAAGUCUCUCAUGAUAAUUGCCACAUCUAUUGACAUGUAUUGAUUUUAUUGAAAUACAGCUGUACUUGUAUUAGUACAUAUUUGUCAUCAGAUUUUCAUAUCAGUAUGAUUUAUUUUGUACAAGUCUCUCAUGAUAUUUGCCAGACCUAUUGACGUGUAUGUCUUAGUAACUGCUUGAUCACAGUUCUUGUGGCUAUGUUUUUUUUAUCCUCAUCUAAAUCUCUAGUUUUUUAACUAUGUACAGUAAAUGUGUUUGUAGCUUGACAUUAUGGUAGCUACUUGAUGGACAAUGGUUUGUACUGAAUGUAAUCUUCUUGUAAAUUUUUAAACAAGAUUGGUUCAUGUAAGUAAGUGUUAGGCAUUGAAAGCCAAUCCAAGUGGAGCAUAUCCAGAGCUGAACAACCCGAGCCAUUUCAUGUGAACCCUUGGUUAUUUGUGGUUUAUAGGUGAAUCUCAAAAAUCUUUUGACCUGAAUUUUACCUGCAUUUCAUUUUGUAUUUUGAAAGGUAACCAAGUUGUCCUUGUACAUGUCUGUGCUCAUACCCCCAAUCGGUUUGGUAUAUUACCAUCAAAGUGAACUCUUAAAACACCAAACAAAUGGAUAAAUAAAUCAAAGUGAACGGAACAGGAAAGCUCAGGGCUCUCAGUCAUUCAGUACGUUUUUCUUAUAAUUUCAUAUGCUUUGAAAUGUCUAUAUGUUUCUAUGUUUUUGUGUGUGUGUGAAUGCCUGCAAUAUUUCCUAUAUAUUUACUAAGCAAAACAAGAAAUAAUAAACACCUACGAUUUUGCCACAGGUGUUUUGUUGUUAGGUCACUUUGAGAAUCACCUCCGUUUUGGAGAUGAUGUUAACUGGCAGGUGAUUCUUUCAUACAUUAUUAAUUGUGUGUUGAGUGCAAACAAGAAUUGUAAAGGUGUGGACUCUCAGCCGGGACCAUUUCAAAAGUGUAAGGUUUUUAGGUCACAUGUGUUGUGUUGUUUAGGCAUGUCUAUUCUAUAAACUGUCAAAAACAUGUAUCUAUGCAUAUUUUUUGUAAAACGUCCUAUACUUUUUUCUAUAUUUUUUUAAGAUGGGUGCUGAGAGCCCUGAAGGGAAAAGCUCUGUUAUGACUUGCUAUCGCACAAGAUAUACAUUUUGCGGAAGGAAAUGUUCUAAAAUUAUUGUAUAUUUGGAUUUUUUUAACUCUUGGUUUUGGACAGCUGUUUUUACCCCUCAGCCCACUUACUUUUAGGUAUGAGAUUUUUUUUCACUUUAUGGAGGAAUUCCUAUUUUUUGUCAAAAGAUCUGUUGGAAAAAAUUGCUAAAAAGUACCAAAUUAUUAAAUAUGUGAGACAGUUUCCGCUGUUUCACCCCAUUGUCCGUCUCAUCACUCACUUCAGCUGUUACCAAAAUGUUUUAAUUCAAUUAUCUUUACAGAAAAGUUUGUUGUGCUUGUUCUUCUGUACUCCCUUAGUCAGCCUUUUGAGAUUGAAAAAAAAAAUUCAAAAAUAUUUCUGAUGUUUGAUUAACUUUAUUUUUAUCAAAAUUUAUAUUUGGUGCCAAAACUACCGAACCAAAUACAAUGAAACUUUCAAUGAUAAAAUCAUUACUGUUACAUAUAAGCAUUAUUUAUCAAAAGCAUUAAAAAACUAGUGAAUAAAGCAUAAACACAAUUGUAGGAACAACAUACUGGUUUGUUGUUCCCAAGACAUUUUUGGGACAUCAAUGCUCUUGCCAUAUUUUGGAACUACAUUGAUUGUAGCUAUGGUUUUGUGUAAUAUAUUAAUUCCAUUGUAAAUAUUUAUAUGUAUGGACAAAGCUGUGCAUGUGUAGAUGGGUGGACUGUGAUAGUA